AUGGCUGGGUCAAGGAAUUACGACUUCCUGAUCAAACUGCUGCUUAUCGGCGACUCUGGCGUCGGAAAGUCAUGUUGUCUAUUGCGCUUCAGUGAGGAUAGCUUUACGCCAUCGUUUAUCACCACAAUAGGCAUCGACUUCAAGAUCAGGACUAUCGAUCUGGAUGGAAAGAGAGUAAAACUCCAGAUAUGGGAUACGGCCGGGCAAGAGCGUUUCCGGACAAUCACGACCGCAUACUACCGAGGAGCGAUGGGCAUCCUGCUGGUAUACGAUGUCACAGACGAGAAGUCGUUCAACAACAUUCGCACCUGGUUCUCGAACGUUGAACAGCACGCAUCGGAAGGCGUGAAUAAGAUCUUGAUCGGCAACAAGUGCGAUUGGGAGGAUAAGCGCGCGGUGUCUACCGAACAAGGCCAGGCUUUGGCAGACGAGUUGGGCAUUCCCUUCCUGGAAGUUUCAGCGAAGUCCAACAUAAACAUCGAGAAGGCUUUCUAUUCGCUCGCCGGAGACAUCAAGAAGCGCCUGAUCGACAGCAACAAAGAGGCACAGGGUCCGUCCGGGGGCUCACCGGCUGGCGUCAAUGUCGGCGGUGGACAGCAGAAUGGUGGUAUUGGCGGUAAAUGCUGCUAA
Messenger RNA from Cyphellophora attinorum, 630 nucleotides. RefSeq names its product GTP-binding protein ypt2. NCBI's taxonomy places the organism in Eukaryota, Fungi, Ascomycota, Eurotiomycetes, Chaetothyriales, Cyphellophoraceae. The record is from RefSeq and is a predicted model, not a curated record. Gene Ontology annotation, cellular component: endosome; plasma membrane. Gene Ontology annotation, biological process: protein secretion; protein localization to plasma membrane; regulation of exocytosis. The transcript has 3 exons. Bases 1 to 630 code for a protein of 209 amino acids. Gene Ontology annotation, molecular function: GTP binding; GTPase activity.